UGCAGCCAACUAUGCUGUCAAAAUGUGUCACUGAAAGUGCGAACCGGUCGCUAGUAUUAUUUGCUACAUAACUGUAGCUAAGGCGCACGAUUUUAGCAUUGACUAUCAAAGCCCUCUAAAGGUAAAGAAAUAACUUAGUGUUCUUAAGCUCGCUCCUUACUCGAUAGUUCUCGUUAGCUAGUUAGCUAGCCUGGAGAGAAGGGCAAUAGCAACGAGAUCCAGAUGCGGCUGAAAGAUCCAUUUUCUUUAAAAGCCGCCGAUAUGACAAAGCGGUCUAACAAGCCGAAAAAACCUCGGGAUGAGGAGUCAUCGGAUGAGGUUGGCGGCUUGACGUGUCAGCACGUGAGUAAGGCGGUGGACCUGAACUCCGUGAAGAAAGCCGUGACGGGCAGUCUUUGGUCUGUGUGCUCCGAGUGCCUGCGGGAGAGGAACAUGUUUGAGGGAGAACCUGUUGGUGCUCAUGAUAUCCUCGUGUGCCUCAAAUGUGGUUUUCAGGGUUGUAACCAAUCAGAAAGCCAGCACUUAACCAAGCAUCAACAGGCUCAUCAUUCUGAAUCUCACUGCAUCACCAUCAGUCUUAGCACAUGGAAGGCCUGGUGUUUCGUAUGUAACGAGGAGCUGUCCACACAUUGCAAUAAGAAGGCCCUGGCCCAGACGCUUGACUUUCUCCAGAAACACUCUGUUAAGACAACCUCAGGAACAGCAUCUAAAAUCAUCAAGCUCCGAGAGGAAGUGCCGGAAUACGCUGACCCCCAGAGGGGGAAGAGUACAGUCAAUAGCACACUCAUCCCUGUCAAAGGCAUCACCAAUCUGGGCAACACCUGCUUCUUUAAUGCCGUCAUGCAGAACCUAUCCCAGACACACAUGCUGAAUGACCUCAUCCAGGACGUGAAGGAGAAAGGCCACAAGUUGAAGAUCUGCCCACCCCCUGAGACAAACUUGGCCCCGCUGACCGUGGCAUUGCCUAGUCCCGAACCCCUCACCUCUGCCAUGUUCCUCUUCCUCCAAAGCAUGAAGGAGCCCGGCAAAGGCCCUGUCUCCCCCAAGAUCCUCUUUAGCCAGCUCUGUCAGAAGGCUCCACGGUUUAAGGGUUAUCAGCAGCAGGACAGUCAGGAGCUGCUUCACUACCUGCUGGACUCAAUACGGGUGGAGGAGACCAAGCGGGUCAAAGCGGGGAUCCUCAAAGCAUUUAAUAACCCCACAGAGAAAACGGCAGAUGACGAGACCAAACGCCAAGUCAAAGCGUAUGGGAAAGAAGGUGUGAAGAUGAAUUUUGUUGAUCGCAUCUUUGUUGGAGAAUUGACCAACACUAUUAUGUGUGAGGAAUGUGAACAUAUCUCCACAGUUAAGGAGGCCUUCAUUGACAUCUCCCUUCCUAUCAUCGAGGAGAGGAUUUCCAAACCCACCAAUCCUGGCAGAGGCGGGAAAUGUGGCCGGGAACAGGAUCCAUUGCCCUCCCAUGGAGAGGAGACGUCAGCAGCACAUUCUCAGGGAAACAGGAACAGCAGAAGGUUGAGUGGACAGAAACUGCAUAGCCGAAGAUUGUCUUCUGGCCAAGAGGACAGAGGAGCAGACUGUUUCUCCAGCCGGCAGGAGGAGGAGCUUUGUGUGGCCGGGCAUGGAUUGGGUGGUUUGCGAACGGGCGGGUCAGGCAGCCAAUCGGACGGCAGCGAGAAAAACUCCAAUCCUCAGGACAGCAGCAAUGACGCCGACAGCGAGGCCUCGGAGAGCGAGUGGUCACCCCGGGUCCCGGCCGCUCCGACCCACAGCGCCGCCGCAGACAGAACCCUCGUUCAAACCCCCGGCCCGAUCACCGCCCCCACCCUCAACCAUUACCCAAACCCAAACCCGUGCCCCGUGUCCCUGCCCUCCCUCAGGCCGCACCAAGGGGGCGCUGUGGAGCAGCUCGUCAGCGCCGUCUCUAAGCUGGGAUUGGUCCACACGUCGGCGGAGACUCUGCCCAUUGGACACAGCUCAGAGGAUCAGGUGGAGUCCCAGCCAAAGGAGAGACUGCAGCAGCAGCAGCAGCAUCAGCACCAUCACCACCACCAGGGGGCGUUCCAGGCACUUUCCCACAGUUACACGCCCAGUUCCAAAGAGUGCUCUGUCCAGUCCUGUCUGCACCAGUUCACCUCCGUGGAGCUGCUCAUGGGAAACAACAAGCUGCUGUGUGAAAACUGCACCGAGAGAAAACAGAGGCAGCUACGGAAGAGUGGAAGCACAGAGAAGAAGGCAGAGAAGGUCUACACUAGCGCGCGCAAACAGAUGCUCAUUUCGGCCUUGCCUCCCGUGGUCACCCUUCAUCUCAAACGUUUUCAUCAGGCGGGGAUGAAUUUGCGGAAAGUGAAUCGUCAUGUCGACUUCCCCCUUAUCCUGGACCUGGCACCGUUCUGCUCUGCGUCGUGUAAGAACUCCGGCUCAGGCGAGCGUGUGCUCUACAGUCUGUAUGGGAUCGUGGAACACAGCGGUUCCAUGCGCGGCGGCCACUACGCGGCUUACGUGAAGGUACGCAGCCCUCAGCGGAAACCAGAGCAACGCAGGAACCAGUCAGGUACCCGAGAGGCCGUCUCCGCCCCGCCGGGCCAGUGGGUGUACGUGAGCGACACCAACGUCCAGACCGUUCCGGAAUCCAGAGUGCUCAACUCUCAGGCUUAUCUGCUCUUUUAUGAAGAACUGUUGUAGGACUGCAGGGAACAGCUCCACCUCCAGCCGUCUCCAAGACAACAAGGAACAGAAAACCUGCUGAAGAUCUAUCUGCGUCGGUCCCUAAAGAUCACAGGGCUCACAGUGCAUGCCAGUGGUCCUGAGCAUGGGGAGAAAAAGGGGAGGUUCUUAUGACAUCAUAGCCAGACCAUAAAGCACUGGAGCUCCGCCCACGUCGUACCAUCGGGGCCAAUAGAGUAGUUUGUUUUCUGCUGUCUGUUAUUCAUAAAAAAAACAAGAAAAAAUUGGAAAGAAUGGUAGAAAGGAGCGGGGUUCGUGGGAUUCAGGAGAAAUGCA
Messenger RNA from Chanos chanos (milkfish), 3000 nucleotides. It is a transcript of the gene usp45, whose product is annotated as ubiquitin specific peptidase 45. Gene Ontology annotation, biological process: protein deubiquitination. Bases 223 to 2682 code for a protein of 819 amino acids. NCBI's taxonomy places the organism in Eukaryota, Metazoa, Chordata, Actinopteri, Gonorynchiformes, Chanidae. The transcript is spliced from 18 exons. Gene Ontology annotation, molecular function: cysteine-type deubiquitinase activity; zinc ion binding. The record is from RefSeq and is a predicted model, not a curated record.